UCAUGAAAAAUAUAUUUUUUUUUAAUAAUUCUCACUGUGCAUAAAGCAGGCAGCUGCAGACGUUUGACAUGCAUCUCCUCUGGUUUUGGGGGGUUAACCAGGCUACAGUUUUGGGUGAAGGAGCGGUUGUGUCGAGACGCUGUGUUUCGGGGUGGCAGCUCCGCGUGCGUCCAGUAGGGGGAAUCGACUGCUCACUCUGGCGCCGUCCCCUCUCGUCUCCACUCCUCUUCCCCGCGUUCUCCCAGGUUGUGGAAACGCUGCAGCCCGCUGGUCUGUGUCUGGAUCCCUCACUCGCGCAGAGCCGCUCAAGACCCUCCCACCGGCUGGGCUGGGGUAGGAGGAGGAGGAGGAGGGGGAGGAGGAGGAGGAGGAGGAGGAGGCAGUCUGCUCUGCUCGCAGCCUCGGACGAGCCCCCUUUACCACCCUGUCAGUGUGGAGGAGAAGGAGAGAGCGAGAGUAGCUGUGUGACAGAAAGAGAAGGAGGCAGGCUGCUUAGAGGAGUGAGAGGAAGAAACGAGGAACACAUUUUACAAGAGCAUAAAGAGGAAGGAUCGCAGACGAGGGACUCCUUCUCCACUGGGCACCCGGGACACAGUCACUGUGUUUUUUCACUUGUCUACUAUCUGGAACUCAGUGGAUUGACUAACCAACCAGUGGAUUUUUCUUUUUUUUUUUUUUUUUUUUUUCAAAUAUACGCUCGUGCCACAUCAUUUAGAAACUGGGAUAAUUUCUCUGUCAUCUGUCUUCUUCUCGCUGGCUCAACGGCUCCAGACUGUGAUUUGCUUUCUGUGUCUGUGUUCAGCUCUCGUGUUGCGAUUUCUAUCUCCCCCCCCUCACCCCCUCCUCUUCACCCACCUACCCCACCACCACCACCACCACCACCCACCCCCUUCUCUCGCACAAAGUGCAUCUGUCGGCAGCCGGCACUGAGGAUAUCUCCCCUCUGUCAAACAGGACAGCAUCGUUGAAUCAGACUACAGAGGCGCGAGAGCGAGAGAGAAAGUGUGUGUGCAUGUAAGAGAGGGAAAGAGUGAGAUAGAGAGAGAGAGAGAGAGAUUAAAGCUCAGGCUAAAGACUGGAGUGAAACAGCUUAAAUAGAGGAGUGAACCUAUACGUCCUCUCCCAUUUUCCUUACCAUUCCUUUCCUCCUCCUCUCCUCCUCCUCCUCUUCCUCUCCCAUUUUCCAACAUUCACAGGACUGCCAGAGCUACUGCCACCUGCACCUCCUCCUCCUCCUCCUCCUCCUCCUCCUCGCGUCUUCUCUUUCCUCCUCCUCCUCCUCCUCCUCCUUUACCUCACCCUCGCUAGGCGUUACUAUCUGAUAGCAGCCGCCGGCAAAACACGCCGCUCCUGGUCCUAGCACUUGUGGAAAUAUUUCCGUUGAUCCGGCACUGAGAGACUGAAGUGAGCAUCUGCCUGAUCUGAUUCCGAGUCUCCGGACCCGGCGAAGCACAGUUUCGUGAGAGGCAGACCUUCUCCCGGCCGCUGACCCUGCUUUCUCCCUGGAGACCGGCUAGUGACACAGCGGACAGCAAAGACAGGAAUUGCACAGCUCCUCUGUUGCCUCUAUCCCAUUGCUAGCUUCUUGGCAGCUCCCGCCCCCGUGUCACCAUUCCCUGCCUCAGUGCUAAGGAUUCCAGCUACAUGGGCAAGCGAUUGGAGCAGCAGCCAAUGUACCCUCAGUACACCUACUACUACCCCCACUAUCUCCAGACCAAGCCCUAUGCUCCACCCCCUCAUCCCAUGGCUCCUCCCAGCCCCAGCACCAACAGCUGCAGCCAGGGAGGGGCGGAGCAGCUGAGUAAGACCAACCUGUACAUUCGAGGCCUGCCACCUGGGACCACCGACCAGGACCUCAUCAAGCUCUGCCAACCGUAUGGAAAAAUAGUGUCAACCAAGGCCAUUCUGGAUAAGAACACUAACCAGUGCAAAGGCUAUGGCUUUGUGGAUUUUGACAGCCCAGCUGCAGCACAGAAGGCCGUGUCGUCUCUCAAAGCCACUGGUGUGCAGGCCCAAAUGGCCAAGCAACAAGAGCAGGACCCCACCAACCUGUACAUCUCCAACCUGCCAGUGUCUAUGGAUGAGCAGGAGCUGGAGAACAUGCUGAAGCCUCUGGGUCACGUCAUCUCCACGAGGAUACUGAGGGAUGCCAAUGGGGUCAGCAGAGGAGUCGGCUUCGCGAGGAUGGAGUCUACAGAGAAAUGUGAAGUAGUGAUACAGCAUUUCAACGGAAAAUACCUGAAAACCCCACCAGGCAUUCCAGCUCCCACGGAGCCUUUGCUCUGCAAAUUUGCAGACGGAGGGCAGAAGAAACGCCAAAGCCAGAGCAAGUACCCUCAGAACGGGAGGCCGUGGCACAGAGAAGGCGAGACUGGCAUGGCGUUAACAUACGAUCCUGCUGCAAUGCAGAAUGGGUUCUACUCCUCGCCUUACAGCAUCGCCACCAACCGCAUGAUCGCACAGACCUCCAUCACGCCCUUCAUCGCUGCUUCCCCCGUUUCCACAUAUCAGGUCCAGAGUACGUCAUGGAUGCCUCAUCAACAAUAUGUUAUGCAACCUACAGGUGCAGUGAUCACGCCAGCCAUGGACCACACUAUGUCCAUGCAGCCUGCCAGCAUGAUGGGCCCUCUCACCCAACAGAUGAACCAUCUGUCCCUGGGCACUACAGGAAGUUACAUGACUGCUGCAGCCGCCGCCGCGCCUAUGCAAGGGACCUACAUUCCCCAGUACACUCCUGUGCCUCCAACAGCCGUCCCUGUCGAAGGAGUGGUGACAGACGCCUCACCCCAGACAGUGGCUCCUUCAUCACAGGAGGUGGCUGGCCAGCAGCAACAGAUCCAGGUGGACAGUGCUGCCGACCAUGUUCCUGCUUACUCAUACCAGUCCAAAUAGCAACGGCCUGAGCGAAUGUUCCUGUGACAGCGUUGCCUUGAGACAGAAGGUGGCUGCACUGUGAAUGUGAGGAAAAGAGAAAAGAAAGAGAUUGCUUCCAGAUUGCCCAGGCACCAAAAAAGAGACACUUUUUUCAUUUCCUACCUGGCCUACGAGAAAAAAAAAAAAAAAAAAAAAAAAAAAGCGGAGAAAAAAAAUCAAGGAGGCAAGGAGUGCUGAGGAAGGAGGGAAUGUGGAAAUUGCUGGGCACAGUGCAAAGAGGUGAAAUUGUUUAGUCUGGGAACCUGGCUGAAGGGCUGGGCUGAAGCUUGAAAAGUUUCUCAAAGAAAAUUCUCAACCAAGUUAAAAAAAAAAAAGAAAAAAAAGGAAAAAAUAACAAAAUAACUUAAAAAAAAAAAGGUUGAAUGCGCAGGUAGGUGAUGAAGUUUAUUUUGUAAUUAGAAAAAGGGGAGUCAAGUUUGAGAUACACACAGAGAUUGUCUUCCUCAGAUAUUAAGCUACAGUUUCUUUUCAGUCUUUUUUAUGUUCUAGUGUUAAAUCUUAGUUUUCUAGAUAUAUUCAAAAACAAAGUGUUUUUUCUUUCUUGAAUCUUCAUGGCCUUAAUUUGAAGGGCGCCAGAAACUUUUUACAGAGUUACGUCUGACGUCUGGUUCGGGUGGGGCGGGGGGAGAAAAAAAAAGAGCAAACAAAAUCCGUCUCUUGGACCACAUGGAGGGUACAAGACACUGGAUGAGUUGUUUUAAAGAGGAAAACAAAACAAAAAAAAAAAGAAUCUAUCACAUAAGCUGUACAGAUUUAAUAGACAAGAGCUUUUUCUUUUCUUCAUUAGAAGAAAACUUUGAUAAUUAUUAUGUCAGAGGUAACUAAGUGUCAGAAGAAAACUAAAUGUCUGUUGGGGAAAAAAAAAAGACUCGCGGGGGGGAUGAAGCUUUGAAGAGAUUUUUCACAAUGAGGAAAAAAAAAGUAAACAUAAGAAAACAUGCUGCAUUGUGGAUGCAGUCUGUUGCAAAAUGCUGAACAUGUUUUUUAUUAUCAUUAUUAUUUUACAUGGCAAAGUUGCUGUCAAUGACAUUAGUGCUUUUUAUCUGCCACAUUUUACCUUUUUUAUGAGCUUUAAGAUGUUUUUAGCCCGCUUUGCUUGUCACUCCGCAAAAAGACGAAAAAAGACGACGAAAAAAAAUCAUAAAACUUUAAAAAAAAAACAUACACUUCAGAAAUAAUUCUGGCAGUAGAACAAAAACAGUAGAUUCAGUAGGAGCUUAUGGUUUAAACCAAUCAGUGCAAAAGCAAUAGAAGAAAUUGUUGACAAUUUCUGUAGUCUUUCCUAGUUGUGGAUCAAAUGCAGCCCAUGGAUGGCCAUUUUUAUACCAAAGAUGAAGAGACACUCUGAAACAGAGUUUUGUUUUGUUUUUGUUUUUUUUUCCUUUUCAUUUUUCAGUUUGAUUUUGUUGUUGUUGAUGUUGUUGUUGAUGAUGAUGAUGUUAAUGUUGAUAUUGUUGUUGAUGUUGUUGUUGCUGUUGUCGUCGGUUUUUUGUUGUUUUUUUAUUUGACCUUAAUGGCCGGACCAGUCCUUACUAUCCUUCCUGACAUGUUCCUCACACCUGGUUUUAGAUCAUUUCUCAUGGUUGUCCGAGCUGUCACACACACACACACACACACACACACACACACACACACAUACACACACAUACACACAUACACACACAUUUCUGAACAUGCAAACAUUCACUAACUCAUGCACACACACACACUUCAGACAGUAUUUAAACGUGUGGCACAACCGUUCUACCGAAAGUCCUUUUUCCUUUCCUCGCCUUCUCUUCUCUUGUGUUUCGUCCCUCCUGUGAUGCUUUCACACGACAUGGGAGCAUUCCUCCUCUCUCAGAUCCUGCAGGGAUAACUUUAGGAAACAGAUGGGGGAAUGUUGCUAGCUACGCUCCGUGGUUGUUGAUGCAUUGCUUCCAGCGUUGUCCUCAUUCCCGUCUGUCUGUCUGUCUGUCUGUCUGUCUCUUUAUCUCUCUGAUCCAACCAUAACUAACUCAACUAUUUCUCAGUGCACUAAGCUUCAGUGGGAAUCUCCCUGCUGCUGUUUGAUCUUACGUUAAUCUCUGUGUCAUCUCGACGUACAUCGUUUUUUUUUUUUUUUUUUUUUAAUAUUUAUGUGCUCAGAAUACCAGAUGAGUCUCAUUUGCUGCAUAUUGUAUAUGCAGGUAAGUUGUUAAGUCACAAAAAAAAUGGAUUCUUUAGCAAUGAUUGCAUAAACUUUAGGGCACUUACCGGCACUUACCCAGUGUGUUUGGCAGCCGAAGCCCAUUCAAAUAACUUUUAGAGCUCGAUAAAACACUUAAAUGAACAGUUAGAGACUUUAGACGUUAGAAUUUCAAUGGCAUAAUGGAUUUAAUGGUUAAAAUAAAAAAAAAACUACAACCAGCAGUUGAUUAGCUUAACUUAGCACAGGCUCCAUCCAAUGGUAGGGUCUCUAAAGCUCACCAACUAACAUAUUAUAUACUGUAUAAUGGUUAGGUGCUGGACCACUGACUUUUGUUGUAACUGAAGUUGACAGGCAACAAAAGAGAUGUUGCACUCAUUCCUUUAAAAGACAUUAAAACAGAAGCAGAGCUGACUACUAAACUAAUGCAGCUUUGCUUCAUUAUCAGCUUGCAUCGCAAAACUACCCUCUCCACUGGAUUCCGUCACUGUGACACGUAGGAGGAAUGGAAGACUGUGUGCUGAGGACCGGCCGUCUUGAACGCACCCAUGGUCGUUUAUUCAGUAUCAGGUCAGCACACCUGUUGGACCUAACCGGGCUCCUCACCGUCCGUAACGAGACGCCGAUGGCAGCUCCUUCCUCGACCCCGCCGCUGUCACUUACACCCGCGGCCGUCACAAUCGGUUGCACAAACGACCCCUCGUCUCAUCUGAUCCGGCCUUUCCACCCCCUGAGCUGCGUGAGGUUUUCAGUGACUUCAUCUCUGAGAAUUGUCCCCGUGGGACAACGGACAUCUCUGCCCGCAUUACAGCAGCCUGUGUGUGUGUGUGUGUGUCCGCUCCGAUCACCCAUGCCCUCCUCGCUCUGCCCCAACCGUGGUUCUCCAGCACUAAAAAGACCCCUGCUUCACUGGCACUAUUAGCGUGCCAUGGCCAAGCCAGGCUCCUUUGCUCUCAUUUUCCCUGGCUGUCAUUCUCCCCCUGUCUCUCUCUCUCUCUCUCUCUCUCUCUCUCUCUCUGAGGCUUCUUCUCUUUAUUGGAUGGUGCAGAAGCAGAACCACAAACCAAUUUCAGUCACUCUCGCAAUGAGGCUUGACGGGCCCAAUUUGUCUCCCUCCGGGGCAAUAGGAUCCACUCCAGUGUCCCUCAAAAGACCCCUUUCUUCCAGACAGAGAGGGAGCUUUUUGUUUGCUGACAAUUGCAAUUGAGCUCCUGCAGUUCAUGUGACUCAUUCAAAUCCAGUGCCACUGAUGGCGCGCACAGUACAGGCGGCCUAUGUCAUCGGGCGUUGGUUGAUGUUUCGUAAGUUAACAAUCAGCUUGUAUCGAGUGCCUUUUCACAAAGCUUCCAAAUGAUUCCAAAGGAUCUGUGUAGUGGUUAAUAAGGCAAACGGUACGGAAGAGGCUGUUAAAGAGGGUGUGCUGAGGAAACACUACGAAAUAUCGAAGCUACUCUCUGGUGCUAAAGAUGAAGUCGUCCCGGGCGUCUGCCUUCAAGUCCCUGAAGCGAACCGCCCCGUCAGAGCGCCACUUUUCAUUUAAAUUUUCCUCAUUCACACCCUAAAUGCUGUAGAUUCUCGUCUUCCAUCCGUCGGCGGAGGUCAGAAGCCACAUGUGUCAUUCAGGCUGCCUCUCAGCGACUGUUCAGCUGUUUAUUGUCCAAUCAAAUCAACACAUGCCGCCUUCCCUUUCAUCCAAUCUGCAGCUCUACAUCUGCUUUCGCUCGCCCCAAGGCAACGAUUUGCUCUUAUCUCCCGAUGAACAAGUCUUUUCCACAUCUUUAACAGCUAACAACUGUUGGGUUUUAGGGCUCCCUGGGUGUCCCAGCGCUGCUCAUCUCUUCAUACUUGUUACGUGAAGUCAUUGCGUCCCUGCAUCGUGGCCAUUUUUAAGUGUCCUGAUGAGACAACAGAGCUGCUACGUGAUAACUUUUACCAGUUUUAAGCUAGUGUGUGUGUGUGUGUGUGGCCGUGUGCAUGCGUGACGUGUUUUUCUUAAUGUUUCAACUACAGUGUAGCUAAAUCCAGUCCUCUAGACUUUUACAGUUGUUGUUUUAUAGAGUACGGAAGACAUUUUGAAGCUUAAUAGGACUCAUAAUGCAGGAGUUGCACAUCAGAGAGCAGAGCAUCGUACAAAUGGCGUGGGAUUCAGUAGUAAUGGCGUUAUGGGAAAUAGGGUUACAAAUAGCCAUGGGAUUAUGGAAAAAUGCACAACACAGAAUGUCAGCUCUAUUUUGCUAAUGGAGAUUCAAGAACGAAAAAAAAAGAGGCAGGUGUUUGCUCCGAGUGCACGCCACCAAAAUGUCUUAUAGAGCUGAGAGAUUGCCCAACAAAAAGAAAUGGCUUUUUCUUAAUAGCACAAUGGCAUAAUGUACCUUUUCAGAAUACAAAUACAGUCUUCGAAAGUGUACAGAAGGCAUGCCUGCAAUUUUAAGGAGGCUGUUGCAGAAAUCUGCUCCCAGUCAGCCCAUGUGUCAGCACAAAGCAGCUAUACCGGGAGAGAAAGCGGAAGAAAGGAAAGAGAGAUCAUUAGCUCCUGUUGCCGGGCAGAAGGGGCCCUGAAGUUUCUGUCUUGGUGCAGCAGUGGGCUCCCUGUGCGCGACUCCAGGAGGUGACCAGCAUGACCCCUCACUAAUUAGGAGCUCAUUCUUCUCCUCUCUUACUCCAUCACGGCAACACAGACACUUCCCCCUGUAUAACCGCCGCUCAUCACUUCGUACCUUACUCAGUCCUGAGUUUUGGAUUCAACAUGCCUCGAGUUUGGUUUGUUCUCCUGCAACAGAUCUGCAGAACCUACACAAGCGGCCUCCACCGUCGAGCCUGCGUACGCUGGUGUGUCUGUACCGCUGUAAUGCCGGGAGGGAGAGUUUUCUGUGCUUCUGCAGUCUUGUGAGAGACACGGACGAAGAAAUACCUUUCAGACGAAUCAGAGCUGUUGCAGUCAGCGUCGCUACUGCGCUGUCAUUUUCAUCGUUUAAGUCCUCGGUCUUCAUCUUCCUUAAUGUCCACCUUAGAGAGCCUUUGGCCUUUUCUGCAAAUUUGUGAAAUAACCGUCUCCUCAUUUGUGGAAAGUGAUGAACCCAGUGUUGGCUGCACACAAACAGGCUCCUGGAUCCUAGACGAAGCUGCUGCGUUGUCGCUCAGCGGGUUGCAGGGUUGCUGUCUGUGUUGUCAUUCUGAUCUCUGAGAACACCCGGUCUCUGCUGCCGCUGCUGCUGCUGCUGCUUUAACACUUGUCUCUGCUCAAAGGUCCAGAGGAGACUAUUUGCUUCCAUAAUCCCCCAAAAGUCAAAGUUUAUGCAAUCAUUUGCGAGCAUUUAAUAUUUCACCCGAAAACAUAUUUUUGCGAUUAAACAUUUACCUGUCGAUGUCGUAUUUAUGGUGUGAUGCAGUAAAGAUGACUCAUCUGAUGCCCCGAUGAAAUUCAACCUCUUCUAUUUGACGCAUUAAGAAGGGAAAAGCAUUUUAGAUUUAAGCCAAAUUUGAUUUUCAAUCUCUCCCGCACUCUCUCCAAGGUAACUCUGAUCUUCUGUGAACUUACCUGAAAUACAAAUCUAGAGACUUCACCCUCAUCCUGAUUUCCUCCAACGUUAGUCUUUCAAGGCAAGGUGCUUAUUUCACUGCCCUUUUAAGAAAAAAAAAACUCCUCUUUCAAUCCGUCCCCUCACUCACCACCUCUCACAAAUCACUGCCGCCAUCCCUGAACCUGACACGCUCGAGAAAGUCAUUUAUGUGCUGUGGCUUCCUCGCUGUCACAGGAGUAAACUCAUUAGAUGUAUUACAUGUCAUAUCUCUGUCGCGAGGCUCGUGUGGAUUCAUCAUUUGUGAGCGAGCCGUUCCACAUUGAUUCUUGUGUGUUGGGGUAAAAAAAAAAAGAAAAAAGAAAAAAAAACAGCAGUUCAGAGUUACUCUCGCAGACUGUCUCUCACAGCAGAGUGUAAAGGAGAACCGUGGCUCAAUAACUCAUCACAGAGUCGCACAUUUCGCACAUUCUCCACGCACAUAAUUCCUCCCAUAAGCACGAGGCCCUGUGCUUUUUAAUUGAUGCUCCGGUCCACCUUUGAUGAGAGCUAUUGAUUGGCUGCACAACCCCAGGAGCCAGCCAGCCAGCCAGCCAGCCAGUGCAGGCCUCGUGGAGUUCAAACGUCUCCCAGAGAAAUACUGAAUCUCACCAUCGCUAGGAAACGGCCGACCAAAUUAUCUCGAGAUAGCCAGUGAAUAAAGUGUGUUAGGCGUGUGACUCAUCGAAACAGAUAAAAAGGAACUAUUUAUUAGGACAGCAGAGCGGUUUUUAAUUUCUUGUUAAUUUUCUCUCUCUCUUUUUUUUUUGGUUGUUUCUGUUUGUUUGUUUUUUCCUCUUUCCUUUGUUUCAGCGCCGAGGAGGACAUGGUCACGCCUCACACACGCUGCUCAGUGUGUGUGAUAUUUGAGAAAUUAUCUGUACAUCUGUGGAUGUUAGGAUUUGACUUGGGUUUUAUCAGUUGUUUUUUUUUCUCUCUCUCUCUCUCUGAUGAAGCUUUCAAUAAAAAAAUAUGGAAAAAAAGAAAAGCA
Mugil cephalus (flathead mullet) is the source of this 9649-nucleotide messenger RNA. RefSeq names its product RNA binding motif, single stranded interacting protein (gene rbms3). Gene Ontology annotation, cellular component: nucleus; cytosol; ribonucleoprotein complex. Lineage: Eukaryota; Metazoa; Chordata; Actinopteri; Mugiliformes; Mugilidae. The record is from RefSeq and is a predicted model, not a curated record. Gene Ontology annotation, molecular function: poly(U) RNA binding; mRNA 3'-UTR binding; poly(A) binding. Bases 1645 to 2892 code for a protein of 415 amino acids. The transcript has 14 exons.